Fusarium redolens is the source of this 447-nucleotide messenger RNA. RefSeq lists its product as uncharacterized. The transcript has a single exon. The coding region runs from base 1 to 447 and encodes 148 amino acids. The record is from RefSeq and is a predicted model, not a curated record. Lineage: Eukaryota; Fungi; Ascomycota; Sordariomycetes; Hypocreales; Nectriaceae.
AUGAUUAGUGGCAAGUCCACGACCGAAACCGCAUCGGCAACAACAGAUGUCGCAUCUUCGACAGCCUCUGCUUUUUCUUCAUCCACCACAACAAGCAACGCAUCUCUACCGUCCAGUUCUGAGCCGGGCAAAUCAGAGUCAUCUGAAGCACCUGCAGGGCUUUCCACUGGUGCAAAGGCAGGAAUUGGGGCUGGUGUCGGUGUUGGAGCCAUCAUGGCUGUUGCUGUUAUAUAUCUCUUUUGGAAGAUGCGCAGAAACGAAAAGGCUGCCAAGCAGGGCGAGCAACAGCCAUCUUUGAGUAACAACUCGAUGACGGAUGCUCGGCAACAAUCUCAGUACGUGUGUGCUUCGAAGGGGUAUCAAUAUCAGCCUCAAACUCCACAAGAGCUAUCUGGGACUCCGUUGCAGGGCUAUAAUGGGCGGGCUGAGUUGCCAGCACAUAACUGA